Coccomyxa subellipsoidea C-169 is the source of this 1206-nucleotide messenger RNA. RefSeq names its product LexA/Signal peptidase. The record is from RefSeq and is a predicted model, not a curated record. The transcript is spliced from 5 exons. Bases 168 to 722 code for a protein of 184 amino acids. Gene Ontology annotation, molecular function: serine-type endopeptidase activity. NCBI's taxonomy places the organism in Eukaryota, Viridiplantae, Chlorophyta, Trebouxiophyceae, Coccomyxaceae. Gene Ontology annotation, cellular component: mitochondrial inner membrane peptidase complex; membrane.
GGAACACACACAGUACACAUGAUCUGCCUAUCGUUUGAGAAUUGUUCACCUCUAACCUUGAUUUCAUGCGUUCAUACCUGCCCGAAGUCUGACACGUCGUACAUAUAUAUGAGAUGGUGACGGAAAUUUCAUUUUGUUUAGUUUUCUGAACGCUUGCAGGGGUCCUGAUGACCCACUGGUUCACUAAGGGUCAGGUCUGGCAAAAAUACAAGCUCAGUGUGUUGCUGGCAGACCUCGCAGACAAGGGCAAGACCUUGAUACAGGCUGCAGGCUUCGUUUACUUUGUACGUGAAUAUUGCAUCGAAUUAUCAGUGUGCAUGGGACCCAGCAUGUUGCCCACCUUCAACACUAGAGGAGAUGUCCUGUUGCUGGAGCACAUCACGACCACCUUUGGACACGUCCGUGUGGGAGAUGUAGUUCUAGCAAGGAGUCUACAGAAUCCAAAGCAGAUAGUCUGCAAGCGAGUGCUGGGGCUUGAAGGGGACGAAGUACGUGUGGCCCCAAGCACACACCUUGGGGAAGGCCGCAUGGUCAAGGUGCCGCGCGGCCAUGUCUGGUUGCAAGGGGACAAUACGCUGAACUCCACCGACUCGAGGCAUUAUGGACCGGUGCCUUAUGCUCUGAUCAAAGGCCGUGCAUUCUUGAAGGUCUGGCCGCCGCAUGAAGUAGGUUUGAUACGGAGCUACGUGCCAGAGCCAUUUGGGUAUCAGAGCAGUCGCUAAUUGAAUUUAAAGCUUUGUCAAAGACCGCUUGCUAGCAGAUGUGAGAAAGGUGGAGUUGAUCAACCAGUCAAGAUUUUGCAGUGCAGCUGGUUGUCAGGCCUAUAUUCAGGUCGGGACCAUGUCCCGGACCGGGCCGGGAACAAGCAUGUGUAUAGUAAGACACAGCAGCAGCAAAUCCUUGCGCAUGUCAGAGCUACAGCUUGCUCAUGAGCAGUUGCUGAUCAGUGCUGUUGCCAGCCUGGAAAGGACAGCGGAAGAAAUAAACUUGGAACAUCCUUGGAACGAAAUGCUGAUUUACCACUAGUUUCGCUUUGCUUCAGGACUUUCAGUUGGGGCAGUCUUGCCGGGGAAAAAAAGGCAAUAUUUCUUUUGCAUGAGUGACGGAGGAAGUUUUAAAACAGUUUUUGCAAGGAAAUGCAGUCAUAAAAGCAACCAUCCUAUUCAAAUGGCCAUUGCAAAGCUUAUGGUAACAGGCAAUUUGUUG